AUAUUGUCCUAGUUGAGAGCCCAGGUUUCGGUGAAUCUGCCAUCAUGGAUGACACAGUAAAAGCAUACCUCCCAGAGGCUUCCGCUUUUAUCUUUGUCAUCAACAGUGCAAACGCCGGUGGAUUACAGAAAGACAGGGUGGAAAAACUCAUUAAGCACGCUAGACAGGUGUCCCUUGACAAACAAAGGGAAUCUUCUUCCAAUUGUGCUCUGUUCGUUUGCAACAAGUGGGACUGCAUACCUUCAAAAAUGAUUGAUGAAGUGAAGAACCACACCGUGAGGAAACUGGCGCAGUGCUGGCCUAGUUUAGAUCCAGAAUCUCAGAUUAUUCAUAUGUCAGCAAAACAUGCUAGUGAAGCCCAGAAGUUUGGAGUGAUCACGGAAGAGUUUGGUGAACUCAUGAAUGGUAUCAAGUCCAUGGUGUUGAAAAGUGUUGAGCGAAGACUACAAAUUCAGUGGAGGUGGCUUGACUACUUCCUUACACGUAUCGCCUACUGCACGAAAGCGUUCAUGCGUAAUUCUUUCGAAGAUUGCGAAAACGUGACAGAGAGAAUGAAGUUGAUCACUGACUUCCUUCAUAAUAUUGAAAGGUUGCGAGAUGCCGUAAGCAAGGAGAUACAGAUGUUCUUUACAAACAAGACAGACAAUGUUGCCUUUUCAGUGUUGACAGAAGCAAAGAAAGAAGACGAUAACAAACGAGCGACCUUACUUAAUUUCUACGAACGCACAGAUGUUGGUUUGAACACGUUGGAGGGAAAAGCUCUCGCCCUCUUGGACAAGACAAUUGGAAACUUCAAGGAGAAAAUCGUAACUCACAAACAAAAUCUAAAGAAAGAAGAAUUCACUGUAUUCGUUGUAG
Stylophora pistillata is the source of this 858-nucleotide messenger RNA. RefSeq lists its product as uncharacterized. Lineage: Eukaryota; Metazoa; Cnidaria; Anthozoa; Scleractinia; Pocilloporidae. The record is from RefSeq and is a predicted model, not a curated record.